Molecule: messenger RNA, 1818 nt
Organism: Malus domestica (apple)
Lineage: Eukaryota; Viridiplantae; Streptophyta; Magnoliopsida; Rosales; Rosaceae
Product: pentatricopeptide repeat-containing protein At2g15690, mitochondrial-like
Molecular function (GO): zinc ion binding; protein binding
Source: RefSeq, a predicted model, not a curated record
CCCCAUCAGUUCCACAUCUUCCUUCUCUUCGCUUCUCACUGGUCGUAGCAGUUUUACCACAACCAUGGCUUCUCUAACUUCUCUUCCCCCAACCGGAAACUAUAUCGUCAAUACCCGUUUCAAAUCCCGGGUCAAGCCGAAUCCGCACGACCAGCUCUUUCUCAAUCCCACUCUUUCUUCCGUCCUAAAAAUCCAACCUUCUUCUUCCUCCUUCAACCCCACCCCAUUCAACCGGCUCUGCACCUCCGCCGUCCACAGCGCCAACAAUCCCAGAGUCCGCCGCCGCAACAACGGCUCUUCUCCGUCCCCACCCACAACAUCUGGCGCCAAUUCCCAGUACAAGACCCAACCUUUACGCAAGUACAACAGGACCCAGCAACCAAAUGAACCAAAAGUUGACAGAAAUGAAUCGAAUACCCAAAAUGUGAGCGCCCCACUACGUAUGAACUCAAAAGAUGUGGAUUUGAUGCGUUUGUGCGAGGAGGGUAAGGUCGGAGAAGCGUUGGAGUUUAUGGGUCGAGGUGUUUCCGCCGAUUACGGAGUUUUCUGUGCGUUGUUGGAAUCGUGUGAUGGAUCGAAGUCGCUUGAGAUUGGGAGGAAGGUCCACGAGUUCAUGAGACAGUCGCCGUUUCGCGGGGAUAUUGAGUUGAACACUAAGUUGGUUCAAAUGUAUGGGAGGUGUGGGAGUACGAGAGAUGCGCGCAAGGUGUUUGAUAGAAUGCGCGAGCGGAGCAUUGGUUUGUGGCAUUCGAUGAUCACUGGGUAUGCAGUGAAUCGGCAGGGUGACGAGGGGAUGCUGUUGUUUGAACAAAUGAGGAAUUCGGGGUUGGAGCCCGAUAAGGAGACUUUUUUAGUGGCGUUGGCAGCGUGUGCUAGUGCGGAAGCUGUAGAAGAAGGGUUCGCCCUCUUCGAAUCAAUGAAGAAUGAGUAUGAGAUUGUACCGGAGAUUGAGCAUUAUUUAGGACUUAUUGAUGUUCUUGGGAAGUCUGGUCAUUUGAAUGAAGUCGAGGAGUUCAUUGACAAAAUGCCAUUUGAGCCUACAGUUGAAGUUUGGGAGGCUCUUAGGAACUCUGCGCGAAUUCAUGGAGAUAUUGAACUUGAAGAUCGUGCGGAGGAAUUGUUGGUUAAUAUUGAUCCUUCUAAGGCCAAUGCUGACAAAAUCCCAUUGCCUCUGCGGAAGAAGCACUCGGAGCUUAACAUGCUAGAGGAUAAGAAUAAGGUGAGUGAGUAUCGGAGUACAAACGAGGCGUAUGAGAAAUUGAAAGGUUUGAAGGGACAGAUGAGGGAAGCAGGCUAUGUGCCGGAUACAAGAUACGUGCUUCAUGACAUUGAUCAGGAGGCAAAAGAGCAAGCCUUGCAGUAUCAUAGUGAGCGUUUGGCAAUUGCUUACGGUCUGAUUAGUACUCCAGCCAGGCAAACUCUGAGGAUAAUUAAGAAUCUUCGAAUCUGUGGCGACUGCCAUAAUGCGAUAAAAAUCAUGUCGAAGAUUGUUGGGAGGGAGCUGAUCGUUAGGGAUAACAAGCGGUUCCAUCAUUUCAGGGAUGGGAAGUGCACCUGUGGGGAUUACUGGUAAACUUAUCCGCAGUUAGUUGAUAAAGCUUUCAAGAGACAAGGCUGUGGUGCAAAGUUAAGUAAUGUUGAAUGCUCUGCAGCAAGAAAAUUCAGAGUAAGUUUUUUGGCUGGAAAUUAACUUUGUCAAAAUUUAUGAGUGUCGUUCGUUGUAGAUUAUUCUAGUACUUAAAUUCAUUCACACUUAAUAGAAAACAAAUAAACAAGAUGUUUUGUUUACUCGAUUAAUUCUAUGUUUUAUUUCUGAAA